Messenger RNA from Rhinichthys klamathensis goyatoka, 5585 nucleotides. RefSeq names its product supervillin d (gene svild). The record is from RefSeq and is a predicted model, not a curated record. Gene Ontology annotation, molecular function: phosphatidylinositol-4,5-bisphosphate binding; actin filament binding. Bases 447 to 4865 code for a protein of 1472 amino acids. Gene Ontology annotation, biological process: actin filament severing; cytoskeleton organization; barbed-end actin filament capping. Gene Ontology annotation, cellular component: cytoplasm; actin cytoskeleton. NCBI's taxonomy places the organism in Eukaryota, Metazoa, Chordata, Actinopteri, Cypriniformes, Leuciscidae. The transcript has 28 exons.
UACUGGCGUGGACAGGGGGCGGGAUUUCAACUUUCAACCACGGCUGGAAAACGCACUCGUCUUCUGCAGUCGUUAGUAUUUGUGCGAGUGUUUAUGGUAGUAGGCUACACCAGGAGCGGUGUCAAGCUAUAUUUUAGUGUUUCACCACACGGAUAUUCGGUGCUUUAACCCCGGCAGAGCGCGCUCUCUCUGUCGCUGACUCUGACCUUAAGAUUGCUGUGCGAUUUCAGGUGGUUAUGUAUUUGUCUGUUAUUUCUCUAGCGUUGUUUUUUAUCUGUAAAAUAUUCCGGACCUGUCUAUGCUCUUGUCUAAUGCCUGCCUGUGUUAAUCGGAUGGUCCUAUUGCACUUAUUUUGAUUCAGCGAAAUUCUGGAAAAGUAGUGGAAUGGUAUCGGCAGACUUUUUGUCCACUAGGAAGUGAGCAAGAACGUGUAACUGGGGUGAGAGAUGAUGGAUGCUGUGGACUCUUUGCAAGGCUCAUCUCUGGAAUCCAAAGCUGAACGUAUCGCCCGGUACAAGGCAGAGAGAAGGCGGGAGCUGUCUGAACAGUAUGCCAACUUGGAGGAAAGUUCAUCCGUGUACACGCGGAGGGAAAGACACCGGGAAACCACAGACACCUCAGAUGCAGUGCCCAGCUCUGAGCAAAAGAAGACAGAUGUUUCCUCUGGACUGAGUCAGUGCAAUAAAGAUAACACUGCUCCGAGAGAGCAAGGAGACAGGAGCAAUUUUGAGGGAAAGGCCAAAACAGAUGCCACACCAUCCUCUAACAUCUUUGUUAGUCACAGCAACAAAGUAACAAGUCCACUGGAAGCAGAGGAAGCCAAGAAGCCGCAGGAUGAGGGGAAAGCAGAUGACGCCAAAACCGGUAUGCCUGCCAAGACGUCUCUUUUAAAAGGGCUGGAGAAGACAGACAUCUCUGCCACCCCAAAGAACCAAGCAGAUGACACUACCUACAAUAUCAGUGAGAGGAGGAAAGUUUCCGCCAGCCAUUCCUCCUCAGAUGAGGGUGUGAAAAGUUCUGGAGAAAGAAUACAUUUCAGACAGGAUGAGAUCUCCCACUUUCAGCUUUUCACUGCAGGAGAACAGGAUGCGAGAAACAAGGAAAAUGAGAAUGUGAGGGAAGAAAUGGCUAAACAGAAUGAGCCGAAAGUGAGAGAUAGGCAGUGUUCUGUGGGCACAGAAGAACUGAUUGUUUCUUCUGGAGCUCUUAAGGUGGAUGAAGAGCCAAAAGCUGCCAUGCCAGUCCUACAGAGACAGGACUCAGGCCAGCACAACAUAAAAGGCAUCCUGAAGAAGAGCCGCUCAACCAGUCUGGACUCCGAACACGCCGAGCUGGAGUGUAUCACAACUCCUGCCAUCAAAACCUGCAAGGAGCUGACUGUUCUUGAUGGAAAGAAGGCCAAGGAUGAAGAGGUUGAGGAUGACAAGGAGGAAGAGGAGGACGGAGACGAGAGGAUGCUGCAGAGAGAGGAAAGCAGCUCGAGUGAGACUUCUCGCACUCCUUCCCCAGAUUCUGUGGACAAAACCCAGUCUUUCUCCCAAUCUGAAGAAGAGGAGGAGCUAGACAGCAGCCUCGACGGGAGCAUGAGCUCCUCCCUCAAAGAGAGGCUGGCAGAGUUUAAGAGCGGUGAAGACGAUUGCCGGGGCAAGCUUAAGAAGAAUAAGCAAACCGAUGUGGUCCAGGCUUCCCUGGCUGACCGUUACUCCCAGCUGCAGGAGAGUGAAAAUGCCUGGAAGAAGAAGAAGUCUUCUGCAGAUGUAGAACCAAAGAUGUCUUUGGCUGAUCGGAUGAAGAUAUUGCAGGAGAAGGAGGAACAAUGGAAAACUAAAGGCAAAGGAGCUUUUAAUGACUCCACCCAGUUCUCUGUUGCUGGACGAAUGGCUAAGAGAGGCUUAGUGUCACCCAACAGAGAGGAUGUCCCCAUCAUCCUUAGCAAGAAGGCCAGCAACAGUACACCAGUCAAACCAUUAGAAGAAAUCUCUACACGUCCUGAUGCUGAGGGUGAUAAAAGACUGGACAAACUGGAGUCCUUCUUAGACAGACUUCACAAUAAAGGCACAGGCAUGAAGAACUCCACCAUCGAGGUGAUGGAGGAGAAAGAGAAGGAGGUGAUGACCCUGGAUGACGAAGAGGCGUUUGGGCGCUUCUACAGUAGCUUAUCACCCACCAUUCUGAGCUCCAGUGUACUGCUAGGCGAGGAAGAAGACUUUAGCAUCCUCCUGUCAGACACGCCCAAACUAACAUCAGCAGUUGAGGAACAUAAGCGUUCAGUGCGGCCCUGCAGAAAAACCAAGAGCUCUAGAAACCCUCUCCGUGCCCUGGCAGCACGAGACGACCUCAGACAGGCUUAUACUGAACAGAGACUGAAUGUGGCCUCCGUGGAGACCAAAAGGAUACAAAUGGAGCGGAUGGCCAAGCACUCAAAUUUGGCAGAUGCGGCUCUGGCAGGUCUGGCCAGCAAAGAGAACUUUAAGAAAGUCAAUCUGCGAAGCGUGAAGUCUACAGAGGUGGUGACCAACAACAGCGCUGUGCCUUUCCACAAGCUCAUGCUUAUCCACAUUAAAGGCCGCAGGCAUGUUCAGGUGCGUCUGGCUGAACCCACUGCUCGCUCUCUGAACAGCGGAGACUGCUAUCUGCUCAUCACUCCCAAACACUGCUUUUUCUGGAGUGGAGAAUUUGCCAAUGUCAUCGAAAAAGCUAAGAGCUCAGAGAUGGCUCAGUACAUCCAGACGAAGAGAGAUCUGGGCUGCAAAGCUCCUCAGAUCACCGUGCUGGAGGAGGGAAUCAACACAGAGAACCGUUCGGCCAAAGAGUUCUGGAGUCUGUUGGGAGGAAAGACUGAGUACAGAGGUGCAGGGGAGCCAGAGGAAGAUGAACUGUAUGAGAGUGCUGUAGUAGAGUCAAACUGUGUCUACAGGCUGGUGGAGGAUAAGCUGGUUCCUUAUGAGGAGGCCUGGGCAUCCAUUCCCAGUGUCUCUCUUCUCAACUCUAAGGAGGCGCUGGUGUUUGACUUUGGAAGCGAGGUGUACGUCUGGACAGGAAAGGAUGUUUCUUUGAGUGACAGGAAGGUGGCAGUGCAGCUGGGCAAACACAUCUGGAGUGGUGCAUACGACUACAGCUCAUGCAGGAUCAACCCCCUGGACCCCUCCUCAGCCAAUAAAGACACCCCUAAACAAGGUGAGGGCAGGCCGAGCUGGGCCCUGUUUGGCCGACUGUCAGAACACAAUGAAACCGCUCUAUUCCGGGAGAAGUUUCUAGAUUGGGCAGAGAGGAAACCCCCCAAAGAUGAACCGGUGGUGGAGGAGCUGAAGAGUCCAGUCUGUCAGCACCUUCCCACCUGUGACUCUGAGCUGAAGCCGUGUGACGUCACAGAGAUGCUGGCGGGAACAGCAGGCCCUGUGAAGAUGGUGCUGGAGGGUGUGGACGUGCAGAGAGGUCAUGGAUUGGUCCGUUCUGAGGAUGGGCGGCAGGCUGAGCUGUCCACCGUUGCUGUGGACUCAUGGCACAUCCGUGAGUUUGAUGAUUUUGAGAUCCCGCCAGAGAGUGUGAGUCAGCUCCACGAAGGCGACACCUAUGUCAUCCGCUGGAAAUACUCUGUCACUAAUGUUGUGGGUAAGAGACAGAAGCCCGGUGAAGUGAGUACAGCUGGCCCAGGCAGGGAACGCACAUCAUGCUUCUUCUGGCAGGGACGUCACUCCAGCGUCAGUGGGCGGGGCACAUCUGCCCUCAUGACGGUAGAGCUGGGCAACCACAGGGGGGCGCAAGUGCUGGUCACACAGGGCAAAGAGCCACCCUGCUUCCUCCAACUCUUCCAGGGAGGGCUAAUCAUCCACCGAGGCUCCAGGGAGGAUAGCUUUAACAACACAGGAGACUGGCGUUUGUUUUGUGUGCGUGGAGAGGCAGUAAUGGAGGGCUCGUUGGUUGAAGUGGAGUGCUGUUGUGACAGCCUGCGCUCUCGUGCUAGUUUGCUGCUGCUGGGGGUACAAAAGGGACAACUCUACUUGUGGCAUGGCUGUAAGUCUCAUCCCGGUGCCCGGGAAGUGGGCAAAAGGACCGUGGAGCGCCUCACUCAAACUUGUCCUCGUGAGCUGGGUUUGAACAGUAACAGCAGUUUGAAAGUAAUUGAAAUAGAGGAAGGAACUGAGCCCAAGGAAUUCUGGGAUGCUCUUGGCAAGCAGGACAGGAAAGCGUAUGACUGCAUGCUGCAAGAUCCAGGAAAGUACAAUUUCACACCACGUCUUUUCCAUCUGAGUGCCAGCGGUGGGACUUUUCAGGAAGAGGAACAGUUCGGGCCCGCCCAAGUGACAGGAACCAUCAUGGCCAUGCCAUUCCUGCAGGAGAACUUGUAUUCUGCCCCUCAGCCUGCUCUGUUCUUGGUGGAUAACAGGAUGGAAGUGUACCUGUGGCAAGGGCAGCAACAAGAAGAUACAGAAUGUACCGGCUCAGCCAAGAUCCGCUGGGACAGUGAGAGGAAGUGUGCCAUGGAAACAACGCUACAGUACUGCCAAGAGAAGAACUCCAGACGGCCUCCUCAGGCCUACCUGAUCCUGGCUGGUGCAGAACCACUCACCUUUACCAACAUCUUCCCUUGUUGGGAGAAAGACCCAAAUAUUAAAGUCCAGGUUGAAGGAGCCCAUAAUAAAGUGAUUCUGGUUAAAGACGCCCUGUCUAAACUCAGCAGGCUGCAGUACACUGUGGAGGAGCUCACUUCCAAACCCCUGCCAGAGGGAGUGGACCCUCUGCGCCUCGAGUGCUACCUGUCAGAUAAAGACUUUCAGAGUGUUUUGGACCUGACACGGAAUGAAUUUUACACCCUCCCAAACUGGAAACAACUGAAUCUGAAAAAGAGCAAAGGCCUCUUUUAAACAAAUUAAAUGUUUGUGACUACGAUCUGUUGUAUAUUCACUUAAAGUAAUUACUAAGGAACUGUGCAUAUUUUCUCUGUGCUUUUUUUCACCAAUAUGUACAGUUAAUUUUUUUUUUCUUUUUAAAGAUGUACCUACCUAUGGCCUUAGCAGUUUCAUAUUACAUACAUCAGUAGCUUUUGGUUACAAGACUUUUCUAUACAUUUUAAGUUUGCAAAAAGUGAACGUUUUGGGAAUAGCUUGAAGCAUAUCAACAUACUGUAAAUCUAUGUCUCGCUACUCACAAGCUUGAAUUUUAAAUAUGUAUUCCAUUUUAUUGUUUUACCCUGUUUAACCCUGUUUCUAUCAAACUGUGACCUUAAAAUGCAUUAAACACUAAUGAUGACAAUUCAUGUAAUCAGUGGAAAACAAAUGGAGGCCUUUCACGCAGUCACUGAGCUCUGUGCAAGAUACGCAGUGGAAAGUGAAUAGCUUUUUAAACCAUAAUGUGUGCACAUAUAAAGUGCACUGCUGCCACAGGAAUGAAGAUGACUAAUAUGCAGUAUUAUGUGAUCUUUUUAAUGUGACAAUACAGUUACAACAAUAUUAAAAAUAACAAAUCAAUAUGUAUGUGGUUUCUCAAAAUAUAUAAAUGUAUUGUUUGGCCAGUAUCAGAAUUAUGCCACUAAAAUAUAUACUGUAGCAGCUCUUGGUUGACAAUAAAUGUUAUUCAAUAUCAUA